Hippopotamus amphibius kiboko is the source of this 2747-nucleotide messenger RNA. It is a transcript of the gene TPST2, whose product is annotated as tyrosylprotein sulfotransferase 2. NCBI's taxonomy places the organism in Eukaryota, Metazoa, Chordata, Mammalia, Artiodactyla, Hippopotamidae. The transcript is spliced from 7 exons. Gene Ontology annotation, molecular function: protein-tyrosine sulfotransferase activity. Gene Ontology annotation, cellular component: Golgi apparatus. Gene Ontology annotation, biological process: peptidyl-tyrosine sulfation. The record is from RefSeq and is a predicted model, not a curated record. The coding region runs from base 533 to 1663 and encodes 376 amino acids.
CCCGCCUCCCCCGGCCGGGGCGGCUGGUGAGCUGGGAGUCGCUGGGGCGCGCGAGGCUGCCGCGGCGCGCCUCUCACGGCAGGGGCCCGUGUGUUCCCGAACAGGAAGCCCAGAGCCGGGGCUGUGCCAGGCGCUGGGAGACAAGAGGCUGAGCCGGGCACUGCGCCCAGCAGCUGCAUGACCUCGGACGUGCAUCGUCCUUAUCUUCCUCAUCCGCACGCCGUGAUGACUGAUCAUAAUACACGAUGCUGAUGUUUCUGCAUGUCCGUGCCGGGCACAGUGACGUUGUGGAAUUCCUCACGAGUCUCUUUGUUUUGGGUGUUAUUCCCAUUUCUCAGAUGACAGCACUGAGGCUUGGAGCGCUGGAUUGACCCCGGACACCCAGCCUCUGAGAAGGGCUCAGCCAGUGGACAGUCUUGGCGAGCAGCCACGAGGGCUAGAGCCCAGGGAUGAGAGUGUCCAGGGGAGAUGUGAACCCUGCAGGGCUCCCGCCUACCUGUCGCUGAAGCGCGCCCCCCGCCCCAGGCCCAGCAUGCGCCUGUCGGUGCGGAGGGCACUGCUGGCAGCCGGCUUCGCCCUUGUCCUGGUGCUGGCGGUCCAGCUGGGGCAGCAGGUGCUGGAGUGCCGGGCGGUGCUGGGGGGCCCGCGGGGCCCCCGGCGGGUCAUGCGGCCGGAGCAGGAGGACCUGGUGAUGGUGGGCACGGACCGCGUGGAGUACCGCUACGGCAAGACCAUGCCGCUCAUCUUUGUGGGCGGCGUGCCCCGGAGCGGCACCACGCUGAUGCGCGCCAUGCUGGACGCCCACCCCGAGGUGCGCUGCGGCGAGGAGACCCGCAUCAUCCCCCGCGUGCUGGCCAUGCGCCAGGCCUGGUCCAAGUCCGGCCGGGAGAAGCUGCGGCUGGACGAGGCCGGUGUGACGGACGAGGUGCUGGACGCCGCCAUGCAGGCCUUCAUCCUGGAGGUGAUCGCCAAGCACGGCGAGCCGGCCCGCGUCCUCUGCAACAAAGACCCCUUCACGCUCAAGUCCUCCGUCUACCUGUCGCGCCUCUUCCCCAACUCCAAGUUUCUGCUGAUGGUGCGGGACGGCCGCGCCUCCGUGCACUCCAUGAUCACCCGCAAGGUCACCAUCGCCGGCUUUGACCUCAGCAGCUACCGCGACUGCCUCACCAAGUGGAACAAGGCCAUCGAGGUGAUGUACGCCCAGUGCAUGGAGGUGGGCAAGGACAAGUGCCUGCCCGUGUACUACGAGCAGCUGGUGCUGCACCCCCGGCGCUCCCUCAAGCUCAUCCUGGACUUCCUUGGCAUCGCCUGGAGUGAUGCCGUCCUGCACCACGAGGACCUCAUCGGCAAGCCCGGCGGCGUCUCCCUGUCCAAGAUCGAGCGAUCCACAGACCAGGUCAUCAAGCCCGUGAACCUGGAAGCUCUCUCCAAGUGGACUGGCCACAUCCCUGGGGAUGUGUUGAGGGACAUGGCCCAGAUCGCCCCCAUGCUGGCCCGGCUCGGCUACGACCCCUAUGCGAACCCGCCCAACUACGGCAACCCGGACCCCAUCGUCAUCAACAACACACACCGGUUCCCCAACCAGGGAUCGAUCCCGUGCUCCCUGCAGUGGAAGUGCGGAGUCUUAACCACUGGACCACCAGGGAAGUCCCUGCCCCCGUAAGGUUUAAUGUUCACUUCUCAGACAAAUGUGAGUUUAGGGCAGUUUAAAUUACUCCUUAUGUUCUCCUUAGUGUAGGUUGGUCAAGGGGAAGGGACUUUGAGAAGAUGUUUUUGGAGCAUAAAAGUAGGCUAAUCCUGGGUAGAAGAAGAGUUAAGUCAAUACUAUUCACAUGUGGCCGUCACAGCUUCUGCUUUAUUUUGGGUGCUGUGUUCUGACUUUCGCAGAGACACUAAGUUAAUGAAAAUAUCUGAAAAGGGGACCCAGGCCUAAGGAAGAGCCCUCCUAGCCCUUACAUCAUAGAGACCGGAGUUUUAAUCUACGCUGAGCUUUGCAUUUCUGAGGACAUGCUGAUUUUAGAAAGUAAACAAUUCUUUUUUUUUCUUCUUUUUUUUAUCACAGUGUAACUGAGUUGUAUUAGUUUCAGGUGUACAACAGAAUGAUUUGAUAUUUGUACACACGGCAAAACAGUCACCACAAUUUGAGUCUAGUCACCUGCCGUCUGUCACUGUACAAAGUUAUAAAAUAUGCAGUACGCUGUUAUCGACCGUAGUCGCUCUGCUGUACUUUACAUCCCUUUGGCUCAUUUAUUUUAUUUUAUCUUGACCUCCUUCACCCAUUUCUCCUCCCCCUCCCAACCCAACAGUUCUUGUAUUGAAUCAGAAAGGGAGAAAGUUGUUCCUCUCUUAUUCUCCUUUAAUUCUUCUGUGGACUCAAGGAGAAAGACUCCAUUUGGUGCCAGCAAGUCCUUAACAUGUGCAAGCUGUCUUCCUUUUUUUUUUUCCCUCUAUUUUUUGGCCACACCAUGCACCAUAUGGGAUCUUAGUUCCCUGAUCAGGGAUCGAACCUGUGCCCCCUGCAUUGAAGUGCAGAGUCUUAACCACUGAACCACCAGGGAAGUCCCGACAGCUUUCUUUUUAACAGAGAGAAUUUGCACACACUGAGUGUUGGCGGCUCUGCCCUUGUCCUUGAGGUGUAAGCCCAUCUAUAGGUCUCAUUACGUCUUCUUCCCCGGCAUCGGUUGAUUCUGUAAACAUCUGCUUGUGGAAACACUCAGAGAUCCAAGGUGGAUCCCCAGAGUGCAUGG